GUGUUCGUAUGAAAACAGCAUAGAUUUAUUUUUUGUUUAAAUGAUUUUGAUAUGACAAGCCAAGCAAGUCACCAACCACUCUUUUCAUUACAUUACUUCUUCAAAUUUCAUUCACAUUCCAAAGAUCCAAAAAUGGAAUCAGAUCUUGUCUCCGAGCAUCCUCCCUUCAUCAGGAUUUACAAAGACGGUCGCGUUGAGCGUCUCACCGGCACCGAAACCAUUCCAACAUCACUAGACAAAACAAACGACGUCGUUUCGAAAGACGUACAAUACUCACGGGAGCAUAACCUCUCCGUCCGUCUCUUCCUUCCUCACAAAGCCACCGCCGGUACCAACAGUAAGAAACUACCUCUUCUCAUCUACAUCCACGGCGGAGCUUGGAUCAUCGAGUCACCUUUCUCUCCCACCUACCACAACUACGUAGCCGACGUCGUCAAAUCUGCUAACUGCCUCGCCGUAUCGAUCCAGUACCGCCGCGCGCCGGAGCAUCCGGUUCCGGCGUCUUAUGAGGAUUCAUGGUCGGCGGUUGAGUGGAUUUUCUCACAUUCCGAUGGAUCUGGUCCUGAAGAUUGGAUCAACGAACACGCCGACUUCGGUAGAGUUUUCAUCGGCGGAGACAGCGCCGGCGCUAACAUGACUCAUCACAUGGCGAUGAGAGCCGGUAAGGAGAAGCUUGAUCCCAAGAUCAAAGGUAUUGCGGUUGUUCAUCCGGCUUUCUGGGGAACAGAUCCGGUCGACGAGCACGAUGUUCAAGACAGAGAGAUGAGAAGCGGAAUCGCUCAACUCUGGGAGAAGGUCGUGAGCCCUAACAGUGUUAAUGGAACGGAUGAUCCGUUGUUUAACGUGGUUGGAUCCGACUCGGAUCUUUCCGGGUUGGGAUGUGAGAUGGUUUUGGUUGCGGUGGCGGGGAAAGAUGUUUUUGUGCGGCAAGGUUUGGCGUACGCGGCGAAGCUGAAGAAGAGUGGGUGGAAAGGAGAUGUGGAGGUGGUUGAGGAAGAAGAGGAGGGACAUGUGUUUCAUCUCCAAAACCCUCAUUCUGAGAAUGCUUCCAAGUUCUUCGAGAGAUUUGUCAAGUUUAUAACCACUCCUUGAACAAUCUUCUUGAUGAUGAUGUUGAUUAAGUAUGGUAGUACGUAUAAUUUGGUCAUUAUGCUUGCAAGAAAUAAAAUUCAUUCACAUGAUCUGCUUUUAGCAACAAAAAAAAGAAAUAAAAUUCAUAGCUCCA
Messenger RNA from Brassica rapa (field mustard), 1225 nucleotides. RefSeq names its product probable carboxylesterase 5. Gene Ontology annotation, molecular function: carboxylic ester hydrolase activity. Lineage: Eukaryota; Viridiplantae; Streptophyta; Magnoliopsida; Brassicales; Brassicaceae. The record is from RefSeq and is a predicted model, not a curated record.